Halichondria panicea is the source of this 4302-nucleotide messenger RNA. Its product is annotated as phosphatidylinositol 4,5-bisphosphate 3-kinase catalytic subunit gamma isoform-like. The coding region runs from base 60 to 4211 and encodes 1383 amino acids. The record is from RefSeq and is a predicted model, not a curated record. Gene Ontology annotation, molecular function: 1-phosphatidylinositol-3-kinase activity; 1-phosphatidylinositol-4-phosphate 3-kinase activity. Lineage: Eukaryota; Metazoa; Porifera; Demospongiae; Suberitida; Halichondriidae. Gene Ontology annotation, biological process: cell migration; phosphatidylinositol 3-kinase/protein kinase B signal transduction; phosphatidylinositol-mediated signaling. The transcript is spliced from 32 exons. Gene Ontology annotation, cellular component: cytoplasm; phosphatidylinositol 3-kinase complex; plasma membrane.
GGGGUGGGGCUUGUAGUAAUGGAGACAACAAAGAGAAAGAAAAAGAUUUUAGCUAUAAAAUGCAUGCCAAAGAUGCUUUGGUAGAUCUUCAACAAGAUAGACAUUUUAGCCUUGUACUGACGCAUAAAAACAAGAUGUCAAGUCAAGGAAUCCCACUUGAAGUGUGUUACUUCAAGGCUGAUGCUGAAGGAUUUAUGGAGAGGGAGGAUUUUACUGUUCUUGCUCCAAUUGAUACUCCCUUGAGUCAAAGCAUUCUGCAGAUUCCCCCACUAGCCUCUCGAGCCAUUGAAGAAGACGCUCAAUUUAAUAUUAUUUGUCAGGGAGACAACUACAAAGGUAAAGAGAUUGAUUUGGAUCAAACUCCACUCAAUGUAGAGCACAUUGUUGCCUCCAUGCACUCCAAAAGGGCUCCAAUUCUAUUUGUCACCAGUGUUAAGAGAAGGCAUGACAGUGGUAUCUCUGUGGAGUACGUAGAGCGCAGCAGGACACUGCACAGACGACCAUCUGUAUCGUCUAAUAUGCUGAGGUCUGUCCUCAAACCGCAACAAGAAUCAAGCUCAUGUUCAAGUUCUAAUGAAGAAACUGUUUCAAUUCAAGAAGAAACAUCCUCAAUUGGUCCAAAAUCCAUGUCCAUCAGCCCUGAACCAUCACACAGUAAUGAAGUCGAGGAUGUCUUUGAAGACUCACCUUCAUUUACUUACAGCCCAAGAAAUAAAUCUGAUGUGCCAGAUUUGCUCAAGCGCCAAACAAUGAAUUUGUCCAGUUCUCAUAAACCUCCAAAGUUUCCAUCUUCCUACACUCUAAAGCAUAGCCUUACUAAAGAGCAGAGAAGCAUUAGUGUGGAUGAUAAGGCUCAGGAUAAGCAAGGCCGUGCCACACUAUCUUCUGAGCCAAUCACUGUCCUUACAACUGGAAGCAAACCAUUUGUUCCUAGGGGGGAGAGUUUUUUGAGGAAGAAUAGAUUGGCUUUCAAAAAGAGGCGAGCAUCUACACUGGACCUAAACGUUCGGCAGCUCACUAUUAGAGUUUCUACUGACAGUGGCUAUGAAAUUGAUAUACCCUCUCACAGCCAUCUAACUGUUGGUGAACUGAAACAUACUAUCAGCCACGAGCUAUCAUCUGUUGGGAAGCUGCCUGGAGCAGGGGGACUUGCUCUAACCUACAGCCUCGAAGACAAGGAUGCCUCAGCAGAUACGCACGGCGAUGAUGAGAGCAUAUCUCCACCUUCUGAAAAAGUGUAUGAGCUGGUUGAUGACGCACAACUACUUAUUAACACAAUGUUCCUUCAACAAUGUGAUGAGGUCCCGGAGGUGUUGUCUGGCCUGAGGGUAGGUCCAUUGCCAGCUCCAGUCCGCAAAGAUUUGGUGACCAUCUAUCGGAUCACACAACUAACGCAAGUAAUUCUGGAUGACAGAGUAGCAGAGCUUGGGGGAGAGGACAUCAAGAAAUGCACUGCUGUUGCUGCUCCAGACAAGCCUGAGAUGGAGGCAGCUAGGAGGACUCUUCAUGACUUUGUGAUGCAAGUGACUAGUGAGAGAUCAACUGAAGAUUACGUUCUUUCUGUGGAUAUUGCUAAAGAUGCUGCUCCCACAACACUCAUCCUCAAGGUGCCAUUUAAUAACCAUGUACCAGUAACAUUUCACUACAAGCAGGUUUUCUCCCUCACUAAGAAGAUUAGCAUUCACAAAACUGCCGACUCUGUUCUGAAUGCAAUUCACCACUGCUUGGUGGAAUGUGAUCUUAUUAAGAACAGUGUUGAAGCCUACACGAUGCAGAUGUCUGGUAUCAACAGCUAUAUCCAUGGAAACCAGGAGCUAAUUGCAUUUGCUGACAUUCGCCGCUGCAUUACAAAGAAAGAGGCCAUUCAUAUGUCAAUUCUGAUGAAACCAUCUCCCCUGCUGUACGAGCCAUUUGACAUUAGCUGGUUGCCCUUGGACCCCCACAGCUACAAGCCCCCCCUCCAAGUGGAUGUGAGCGACUCCUACAGGAGAGAGACUACCUCACUCUGGGAGUACCCCGAGGGCGAAGGAUUCCACCUAAAACUAGUCAGAGUGGAGAAUUUGCCAUUUGAUUCACCGAGGAACCUGCUCACAGUGGAGUUGUCCAUCCAUCACGGCUCUGAAAUGAUUCACAGUGCUCGCACUACAGAGUUCAAGACUCAGGACAGCUUCACCAUGACUUGGAAUGAAGAUGUCACAUUCAUCAUCCCAUUCAAAGACUUGCCCAAAGCUGCGAAAGUGAUGGUGGUCAUCCGGAACAGCAACUCGGGAACGUACUACUGGGGAAUGAUCAACAUCUUUGAUCACCAAAGUAGGAUUCGUUCAGGAGACAACAUUCUUCACUUGUGGGAGGUAAAAGGAGAGAGGAAUACAACUAAGUGGACCAUCAGGAGAACGUCCUCUGUGUUCCCUGUGCCCAUAGUUGAGAAAGAGAAAGAAGCAUUUUCCUCCAUUUUGUCUGGCCCUGCUGCCGAUAAUCCACACCCCAGUGCUGUGAGGGCCGUCCUCAACUUUGGGUCACAUGACAAGUCAGUCUACUACCCAUCCGUUUCCGAGCAAAGCCGUCGGUCCCUCUUCAGUCAGCAUCCUGCUUUCCGAAAUGUAAAGCUCAAGAAACACUUUAGCAAAUACUUGGAGCUGAAGUUUAACAUGAGACGCAACAAGAAACCAUAUCACAAUCUCCCCGUUCACCUUGAGAGCAUUAAGUGGGGAAGCCUAAAAGAGCGACUGGAGGUGUACAACGUUCUCGAUACCAUCUCAAAUAAAGAGGAGACUGAUGAGAACGGGACUGUGUCUAAAGACAUUGAGAAGAUACCUCUUUUUGUUGCAUUCAGACUACUAGACAAGGACUUUCCCGAUGAGCAAGUGAGAGCGUUUGCAACAAAGAUUGUUGAAUAUCAUGUCAAGAGUGACACACUUGAAGACUACCUCCUGCAGCUGAUUCAGGCAUUGAAGUUUGAGCACAAUCACGACAGUGCUCUGGCAAGAUACCUCCUAAAGCAAGCACUCGUGAACAAAAACAUUGGCCACAAGUUCUUCUGGUAUCUUAGAGGUGAAAUGCAGAGUCCACAGUACAUGCUGAGAUUUGCAGUGAUUCUGGAAGCCUACUUGAAAGGUUGCGGAGAAGCCUUGCUUACCAAGUACAUGGAUCAUGUGACCAUGCAAGAUAGCCUGGUGGCAAUCGGGCAGAAACUGAAGGGCACCUACGGAAAAGACUCGGCCAAAAUGCAGCAAGUUCUACCAGCUGAACUGUUGAAGGCUGAGCUGCAAAAGAUCACCAUUGUACCAGCAUACAACCCCAGACUUCGUUUGGGAGGACUGAGGCCUCUCCACUGCAGAGUGAUGUCAUCAGCCAAAAAACCCAUUUUUCUGGAGAUGCUGAACGUCAACUCUACAGCCCUGGCAACAGAUCCAGUUAGACUCAUCAUGAAGAUGGGAGAUGAUCUGCGGCAAGAUGUUAUCACUCUGAGGAUGCUCUCUCUCUUUGAGAAACUUUGGGAGAACGAAGGUUUGGACUUGAAGCUAAUUCCUUAUGGCUGCAUGGCCACUGGUCCGAGGACAGGCUUUAUUGAAGUCGUGAAAAACUCUAAAACUAUUGCCGAGGUAUCUGGUGUGAGAGAGAACAAGAAGUUGUUUGAGUGGAUCAAACUGCACCAAAAAGAUGAGUUUGGAGAAGAAGACCCGGAGAAGUUGAAGGCAGCCAUUGAUACAUUUGUGCAUUCUUGUGCCGGCUAUUCAGUGGCCACCUACAUCUUGGGCGUUGGGGACAGACACAACGACAACAUCAUGAUCACCACAGCUGGUAAUCUGUUCCACAUCGAUUUUGGCCACUUUUUGGGGAACAUAAAACACUUCAUGACCUUCAAGCGGGAAUGGGCCCCUUUUGUUCUCACCCCAGACUUCAUAUAUGUCAUGGGAGGAGUGGACAGUGCCUCAUUCCGCUUCUACAAGCACUUGUGCAUCCGAGCCUUCCUCGUCUUGAGAAGACAUGCUGACCUCAUCAUCAACUUAUUCUCAAUGAUGAGAUCUACUGGUAUACCUGAGCUGACGUGUGUGGAGGACACGGACUAUAUUAAGAUGGCUCUGGCUAUUGAGAAGACGGACACAGAAGCAGAGAAAGAGUUUCAGACAAUCAUUCAGAAAUGCAUUGACCUCAGAUGGACAGUGCAGCUCAUGUGGUACUUCCACAAGCUGAAAUCUUAUCAAUCUUAAUAAGACCUGAACUUUUUUUAUAUUUUUUUUAUCUCAUUACACUUUCAUAUAUAAUAUUUAUACUUAAACCUUAUUAAUUAUAUACAGCAUG